AGACAAGCCGGGUCAAGUCGUGAGCCAACAAUGCGCGGUAGCCGUCGUGACUGAAAACAAUGACCGAUGCCGGGUUUUUUCGCGGGACGAGCGCAGAGCAAGAUAAUCGCUUCACCGACAAACAGAAAAAGCUCUUGAAGCAGCUGAGAUUUCACGAUGUCCUCAACAAAAGGAUUGACAUGACCAAGGUGAACCUGGACACCGUCAAGCCAUGGAUCACCAGAAAGAUAACGGAGUUGCUUGGGAUGGAAGAUGAAGUCGUGGUCGAGUUUGUCUUUAACCAACUAGAGGCAGACAAGCAUCCUGACCCACGGAUGAUGCAGAUCAACCUGACAGGCUUCCUGAACGGCAAGAAUGCGCGUGACUUCAUGGGUGAGAUGUGGACCCUGCUGCUCAGUGCACAGGAGACAGGUGGCAUUCCUGCAGAGAUCCUCGAAGAGAAGAAGGCAGAGAUCAGAAGGCGCCAGGAGGAGCAAGAGAGAAUGCAUGACAGCGCUAGACGAACAGAAGAACGUGAACGUGAGAAAAUGGUUGAAAGGGCAAGGGAAGCCGCAGCUGCAUCUCUACGUGACAGAUCACCCGAGAAGCCAAAGGAGCGGCCAAACCAUUCUGAAGUCAAGCCAAAGGAA
Molecule: messenger RNA, 629 nt
Organism: Rhipicephalus sanguineus (brown dog tick)
Lineage: Eukaryota; Metazoa; Arthropoda; Arachnida; Ixodida; Ixodidae
Product: serine/arginine repetitive matrix protein 1
Exons: 5
Biological process (GO): mRNA processing; regulation of mRNA splicing, via spliceosome
Cellular component (GO): spliceosomal complex
Molecular function (GO): RNA binding
Source: RefSeq, a predicted model, not a curated record